This is a messenger RNA of Seminavis robusta, 717 nucleotides long. The record is from the annotation of a GenBank genome assembly. Lineage: Eukaryota; Bacillariophyta; Bacillariophyceae; Naviculales; Naviculaceae.
AUGGCUUCCGCACCCAAUAGUACCAAAAUCCCUUCGGUUGUUGUCAUUCUCGACGACGAUGGCACCAAUCAGUCUGUCGCUAGUAGUGAUGAAGAGUCGACGGCCCAGCUUCCAUCCAAUGUUUGUUUCUGCUCCGAGCGUAAACGACAUUGGUUUGGGGAUAAAGUUCAUGUGAUCAGCGACGAUGGGCCGGCCAAGAAGCGAGCCAGAGUCUGCGGACCGGGCUGCUGUUCGAGAGGUGCCGUGGACGUGCUUCGCCAGCUCAUGAUGAAAGAGUUGCGAGACCGGAUCCGACAAAAGGAACAAAGCCGUGGCGAAGCCAAGAAGAAGCUUCUUGCUCUUAUGCAGGCCGGAAACAAGGUCAGCGAAGAGGAAUUCAAGGCUGCAAUGAGUCAUGAAAAGAAGGAUGAAGAUAAGACUACCCUCAGUGCUCUUGAGGACGACGAUGACAAGGCCAAUGAUGAGGAUGGUGACUCUGAGCAGCAACAACUUUUGAAAACGGUCGAGUCUCUCUUGUUUGUAACUGCCUCGACUGUGGCAGAGUACACGGACAUGGCAACUCUUGAUGAACGGCUUCGAACGCUACUGGGGUCAAUUCUCAAGCGACGACUCAACAAAAAGAUUGCGGAACGACAGAGACAAGCAGCCAAAGAAGAAGCCGAGUGGGCGGCAAUGGACCUGUUUGGGGAUUUGGAUGAUUGGGAUUUGGAUGUGUAA